Molecule: messenger RNA, 3367 nt
Organism: Hylaeus anthracinus
Lineage: Eukaryota; Metazoa; Arthropoda; Insecta; Hymenoptera; Colletidae
Gene: dally
Product: division abnormally delayed protein
Exons: 8
Coding region: 1104-2996 (630 amino acids)
Biological process (GO): cell migration; regulation of protein localization to membrane; positive regulation of canonical Wnt signaling pathway
Cellular component (GO): extracellular region; cell surface; plasma membrane
Source: RefSeq, a predicted model, not a curated record
UCCCUGGUUUGCAACGGCAUCAACGAAGGCUGGGAUUACCGUCAACAUAUUUAUCUUGUAUUGGUUUGUUAGGUUAGUGUAUAGAGUCUGUGUCGAGUAAAUGCAUCAGACUGAGAUAUUACACAACAACGUAGGGAAUAAUUUUCAGUUGUUUUAAGUGAGAAUAAAUGGAAAUAAAGGUGGAAAAGGCGAAGACAAAUGGCGGCAUACAAGGUCCUCGAAGGACAUGAUAGGAGCACAUAGGAUCAACGAGCAGUAUCGCCUGUGUCGCGGUCGCGGCAGGUAAGUAAACGUGAGUAAACGAGGAACUAGGUGAGCGCUGAGCGGUAGAUUAGCGUGGAUUGGGAGGGGAUAUAGGGUAGCGAACGAAUCAUAGGGAGUGAAGUUGGAGAGGGGAGAGUGUCGGUCGGUCGAAUUGCGAGUGUACUGUGCCGGUCUCGGUACUUGCUUCAGUCGCAUCGAGCUACUCGUGGAACGCGCGUCGCGUAGUGCAUGCAUGCAUGCUUGCUUGCGUGCGGUCAGACGUGCCGUGCAUGUGUGUGGUUAUUAUUGUGGUGUACUCGAAGUGGUCGGGUGUGCAUGUGUGCGGACCAUAAGACGGUGUUGCGCGGUCUCUGGACGGUGCAUAUCGCGAUUACUCGUAGCCGUCGUUUCGUCCGUCCGUCCAUCGUGAUCGCACCAAAUGCACGUCUCGAGAUCUGCUCCAACUCCAAGUAACAUCCCUGUGACGUUUCGCAGUGCGAGCGAUUCGUUGAACGACAAAAGAAAGAGGAAGCCGCGUCUCUCGACCCGCGGUUGAUGACUCUUGGAACGAUUGUGCCGAAUACGCGACCGAAGAAGAAGAAGAAGAAGAAGAAGAAGAAGAAGGAGGCAGAGAAAUUGAGUCGUCUCGCAGCCCGUGUUCGUGUUAGUGUUCGUGUUCGUGAUCGUGAUCGUGAUCGUGAUCGUGAUCGUGUUCGUGUUACGUGUUCGUGUUUGUGCUCGUGUUUGCUCGUCUCCCACAAUCACGAUUUACGAAACUUACCGGUCAUCCAUCGUCGUUCGACUCUCUUUACUGUCGAUUUCUGGCCCCGUUCCCGCGUGUCGCCAGCUAGUUGCUCAAAAUGAAAAUAAUACAGAGGCAUCGACACGCGAUCCUGGCACCUGUGUCAAUUCUGAUACUAUUAUGCGGCUACUUUGAUCUCGUGUCGUCUCGAUCGACGCGUUCUGCCCAACAUCCAGAGAACGAUACCGAUUUCGUGUCCACCGAUUGCGAACGUGUCAAGCCUUUUUUCGAGAGCAAGAGUAUCACGAUUGUCGCCACCAAGCAGAAUGCGCCCGAGGAUACGGGGAAAACAACUUGCAACGGCUUGUGCUGCAACCGAGAAACCGAAGAACAGUUAAGACAUCAAGCCAGGGCGGAUUUUCACGAUUUGAUCCAUCAUCAUAGUAGAAGUCUGCAAGGUCUUCUGGCAACAACAGCGGAUGCAUUGAGGGAGACCGUGACGAUGCUCGCGAGGCAGUCGGAGAACAAAACGUUAACCCUGUUCGAUCAAGUGUACCGGGCGAUGGCGGUUUUGAGCAAACCUUCGAUAAAAGCAUUGUACCAGGCGAUGGUCGAUUACGUGUCACCGAGCAAUACACCGGACACGCUACAGCAGCCUCUUAGCCGCGACAUGCUUCAAGAACGCUUCAUCGAGUUCUUCACGAAACUGUUCCCCAUCGCGUACCACAACGCUGUCAACCCACACCAAUACGAGCAAGAUUUCACGGAUAAAUUUAAGACCUGCUUGUACGAGACGAUGGACGAAAUUCAACCGUUCGGAGACAUACCGAAGCAGAUCUCAAAGUCGGUCAGCAAAAGCCUAGAGGCGACGCGAGUGCUCGUGCAGGCAUUGACUCUUGGCAAAACGGUCCUCGAUCGAACCGACAGCGUCCUGUUUUCCGGUACCAGUCCUCAGCAGGAAGCCUGCUACGGUGCUCUCCUCAGGAUGACCUAUUGUCCGCGGUGCAAGGGCAUCGGUCCCGCUGUCAGACCCUGCAGCGGAUUCUGCACUAACGUCAUGAGAGGCUGCUUGACGGAACCAGCAUCCGAACUGGACCUCGCGUGGUCCGGUUACGUGGAAACGGUCGAGAGGCUUGUUGUGGCGGUCGACGGUCGUAACGAUCCGUUGGGCCUGAAUGCCGAGAAGGCUGUCAGACAAUUGGACACCCGCAUUUCCGAUGCUAUUAUGCACGCAAUGGAGAACGGGCCCGCGCUCGAGGAGAAGGUGAGAAAAGUGUGUGGUCGAUCGGAGCUGCAGCCAUCGGCAUCGAGCGAUGCGACCGUUACACCUUCGGAUACAGCUGCAACGGGCAAGUCGACGUCGUCGGGGAGCCUCGAAAUGCACGCAGCUGCGCCUCCUCUCACGCAUAGAACAUUGCAAACGCAGUUGCACGUGCAGCUGGGUAAUUUCUUGGCCAGUGUCGUCAGGUCUCGGACCUUCUAUGGUACUCUAGCCGACACGAUCUGCGAGGAAUACCCCGACAAACGAUGUUGGAACGGCGAACACGUCGGAGAGUAUACAAAGACGGUCGUAGACUCGAGUUUAACGUCGCAGAGGUACAACCCCGAGUUCACCAUAACGACCAUGUCACCGACGACGAGCUCCUACGGCAACACCAACACCAGCGUGCUCAUUGACCAAUUAAGGCACAUUAAUUUGAUCUUGCAAUCGCAGCUGGCAUCAGCGCCCGACAGCGGAACAUUGCUCGCCGACGAAGCUUUGGAUGGUUCGGGAAGCGGCGAUAGACAAGUUUGGAGGAAGAAAGGAAAAGGCGACGACAUCGAUAACGACGACGAAGACGCGCAUAGCGACGAUCACGACGACGACGAAGCAUCUGGCUCAGGAAUGGGCCCCACUACACCAGAUCCAUCGGUGAAAUUGAAUCGGGACAAUACGGCCACGGCUGGUUCAUCGAACGUGCUCUUAUCGUCUCUCGUCUUGAUAAUCGGUUGCGCGCUCUUGAUGGCUUAAAUUGCACCAGAAAUCGGCGCGAAAAAGGGGAAAAGUGAUUCGAUGAUCCGCGACCUAGACAUAGAAAAGACGACUUUGGAUCUCGCCUCAGCGAAUAGGCUGAUUCUGCUCGACACGCGAGAACGAUUCGACUUUGGGUGCUGAGAAUCUGCUUUAUAGGUAUUUAUCGUGCUGACGGAACGGAACAGCUGCGUGGAGCGUAUUUCCGGAAACAGCCAACGAGCCGAGAAAGAUUCGUAAGCAACAGCGAAACCAGUGGAAUCGUUCGUGUUUUCGGCUCGUUGGUUGGUGCAACCAGUCGAUUAUUCGACAAGUGUCGCGGAACGAACCCGAAGAGACAUUUUCCGUGAGAUUGUUCCGUGCAUGGGAGU